CUCCAUCCUUUCGGCCCCGGCGGCGGCAGGGCUGACCAGCAACGCCUCUUUCGCGUUCUCCGUGCCCGCUCUCCGCUGUUCGCGUGCUCCGCCGCCAUGACGGAGCAGGCCAUUUCCUUCGUCAAGGACUUCCUGGCUGGAGGCAUCGCCGCCGCCAUCUCCAAGACGGCCGUAGCCCCCAUUGAGAGGGUCAAGCUGCUGCUGCAGGUGCAACAUGCCAGCAAGCAGAUCACGGCCGACAAGCAGUACAAAGGCAUUAUGGACUGCAUCAUCCGCAUCCCCAAGGAGCAGGGUGUGCUGUCCUUCUGGAGGGGCAACCUGGCCAACGUCAUCCGCUACUUCCCCACGCAAGCCCUCAACUUCGCCUUCAAGGAUAAGUACAAGCAGAUCUUUCUGGGGGGCGUCGACAAGCACACGCAGUUCUGGAGGUAUUUUGCUGGCAACCUGGCCUCCGGGGGCGCGGCCGGAGCCACCUCGCUCUGCUUCGUCUACCCCCUGGAUUUCGCCAGAACCCGUCUGGCAGCCGAUGUUGGGAAAUCGGGCACAGAGCGGGAGUUCAAAGGCCUGGGAGACUGUCUGGUGAAGAUCACCAAGUCUGACGGGAUCCGGGGCCUGUACCAGGGCUUCAAUGUCUCUGUGCAGGGCAUCAUCAUCUACCGGGCAGCCUACUUUGGCAUGUACGACACAGCCAAGGGUAUGCUCCCCGACCCCAAGAACACCCACAUCGUGGUGAGCUGGAUGAUUGCCCAGACUGUGACGGCCGUGGCUGGUGUGGUCUCCUACCCCUUCGACACCGUGCGGCGACGGAUGAUGAUGCAGUCUGGGCGCAAAGGAGCUGACAUCAUGUACACGGGGACCCUCGAUUGUUGGAGAAAGAUUUUCAAAGACGAAGGCGGCAAAGCCUUUUUCAAGGGCGCCUGGUCCAACGUCCUCAGAGGCAUGGGGGGAGCUUUUGUGCUGGUCCUGUACGACGAGCUGAAGAAGGUCAUCUAGGCACAUCCGCCUCCAACAGAAACGGGGACCAAGAGGAUCACGUAGGAUACUCUACUUUACUGUUACAGACCAUUGAUCUUCAAAAAAUUCCAGUCGUCUCUGUCCUGGGCAGAUCAUGUCGGUAGAGGGCUGUGGACUGCUCUAGGAAAGGGGCUCAUUGUGAUCACGUUCGCCAAUUGGUGCUUCAAGUCCAUGUGUUGAUGACUGGGGGUGGGAAAUCAUGACGUCAUCGUGGGUCCGUGGUGAGGCAUCUCUGCCACUCAGGCCUAGAGUGCAGAUGCUUGUAGGACCCGGGUUGUGUUUAAGUGUUUAUUUAAAACAAGAGUUGCGUCUCCCAUUUGUACGUAAGCACUUGCUCCUCUUUUGCACAGCCGAAUGUUUGCAGUUAUGUUCUCAGUUGGGCAUUCUGCUGCAAAACAAUAAAAACAGGACAUAGA
Cynocephalus volans (Philippine flying lemur) is the source of this 1430-nucleotide messenger RNA. RefSeq names its product solute carrier family 25 member 6 (gene SLC25A6). The record is from RefSeq and is a predicted model, not a curated record. The coding region runs from base 97 to 993 and encodes 298 amino acids. Gene Ontology annotation, biological process: mitochondrial ADP transmembrane transport; mitochondrial ATP transmembrane transport; negative regulation of mitochondrial outer membrane permeabilization involved in apoptotic signaling pathway. Gene Ontology annotation, molecular function: ATP:ADP antiporter activity. Lineage: Eukaryota; Metazoa; Chordata; Mammalia; Dermoptera; Cynocephalidae. Gene Ontology annotation, cellular component: mitochondrial inner membrane. The transcript has 4 exons.